CUAAACGUCAUAUAAAAGCUGUUCACACUCUCAUAGUGACUUCUUCCUGCGAUGUUGCUGGAGAGUUUUUAAAAUUGUAUACUCAUUUCCCCAAUGCUUGAAAUGGGGAAAGACAAGGCUCUGCUUGUUAUUUAGUGCCAGCAGAUAUUGAGAGGCCGGUACUCUGAAGAGAAAAACAAAGAGUUGCCGGUACUGCAUACCGAAGGUUACUUAAGGGACUGGUGUUAUGGAGUGUUUGCAGAACCAAAAGUAUCGGUGUUGUGUGUUGGUGCUUGUACUCUUCGCAAUAAGGUGGACCAGUGGAGCCAAAGAUGAUGACAAGCCUAACUUUGUCCUUAUAAUGGUUGAUGAUUUGGGCAUAGGGGACGUUGGAUGCUAUGGGAAUGACACCAUCAGGACCCCUAACAUUGACCGGCUGGCUCAGGAGGGGGUGAAGCUGACUCAGCACAUUGCUGCCGCUCCCCUCUGCACCCCCAGCAGAACAGCCUUCCUGACAGGACGAUACGCUCUGCGGUCAGGCCUGGGCAGUACUGGACGUGUGCAGGUCAUUAUGUUCCUGGGUGGAGCAGGGGGUCUUCCUUCCAACGAGACCACGUUCGCCAAGAUCCUACAGAAACAGGGUUACACUACAGGGAUUGUAGGAAAAUGGCACCUUGGUGUGAACUGUGAGAGCAGGAAUGACCACUGCCACCACCCUAACAACCAUGGAUUUGACUACUACUACGGCCUUCCCUUUACAAAUUUUAAUGACUGCAAACCGGGUGAGGGCACAGUUCUGUUGGCCGACCUGCAGGUGGUGCUGUGGAAUGUAUCAAUGUUGCUGGGUCUGGCCAUCCUCACUCUGGAAGGAGUGUGGCUCCUUGGCCUCCUGGAGGUCAACCAGAAGCUGGUCGUCAUGCUCAUGCUCAUCUGCUUCCUGGCACUGGCGGUCUGGUACGUGCCCUUUAAACAUCUGCAGACCUGGAACUGCAUCAUCAUGAGGAACGAGCUGGUGGUUGAGCAGCCAAUCAUCCUAGACACUCUGACACACCGCAUUGUGAAUGAGGCUGAGCAGUUUCUGGAAAGGUAUCACACCAGAAACCAGCAGAACCCCUUUCUUCUGUUCCUGUCUCUGGUGCACGUUCACACGCCACUGUUUAUGUCCGAAAGCUUUGUGGGGAAGAGCAAACAUGGACUUUAUGGUGACAAUGUGGAAGAAGCCGAUUGGAUGAUAGGUAGAAUUGUGGAAACUGUUGAGAAACUUAACCUCUCCAGGAAGACGCUAAUAUAUUUCACCUCUGACCAUGGAGGACAUAUAGAGGUCUCAGAUCGCCGUGGCCAAAGUGGAGGCUGGAAUGGCAUUUACAAAGGAGGCAAAGCUAUGGGCGGCUGGGAAGGCGGGAUCCGCGUGCCGGGCCUCUUCCGCUGGCCGGGCCGGUUGCCUGCCGGAGGGGUGAUCGAUGAGCCUACCAGCCUCAUGGACGUCUUUCCUACUGUGGUCGGCCUGGCAGGGGGGGAGCUACCAAGAGACAGAGUCCUGGACGGCCACGACCUGAUGCCCCUGAUGGAAGGGCAAGCCCGGAGAUCCAAGCACGAGUUCAUGUUCCACUACUGCGGCGUAUAUCUGAACGCCGUGCGCUGGCACCCCCCAGACAGUGAUGCGGUUUUCAAAGUUCACUUCUUCACGCCCAACUUUUGGCCCUCGGGGGCUGGAGGCUGCUACGACACCAAGCUCUGCUUAUGUCACGAGGGCUUUGUCACCCAGCACACCCCCCCACUGCUGUUCGACUUGGCCCAGGACCCAUCUGAGAGCAGGCCCCUGACGCCGGACCUGGAGCCCCGCUACGCAGAGGUGCUGGAGAGGGUCCGGUUGGCGGUAGAGGAACACGGCCGAACACUCAGUCCGGUCCCCAACCAGCUGACCUGGCGCAACGUGCUGUGGAGGCCCUGGCUGCAGCCCUGUUGUGGAACCUUCCCGUUCUGCUCUUGCUCGGAGCCCAAUGUCACCAUGACACGAGGCUCCUGAGGAACCCAACUGGCACGGGGAUCUUCACGAACCCAGCAUCACUGUGCUAUGGGGCUUCUGAGGAACCAAACAUCAUCCCAGUGGAGGGCUCCUAAGGAACCCAGUGUCACCACAGCACAGGGCUUCUGAGGAUCCCAGGGUCAGUGUGGCGCAGGGCUCCAGGAACCCAACAGCCACGGUGCUCUUGAGAAACCCGGCGUCACUGCUACACUGGCCUCCUAAGGAACCCAAUGGAACCGCGGUGACACAAAGCUGGGGAUGCUGGGGAUGGGAUGAUUCCCCAAAAUGAGAAUGCAUUUUCAAAACUGUUAGCUCAGACAUGCCUAGACGGUACAAGACGGGUUCUUGGUGUCAGCAGGCUGUUAAUGGUAAGCAAAUCUGCUUCAACAGAAAAAAGGAUCACAGUACAAAUUAAACAAGAAUAAGAAGUACGCUAGUUCAGAAUUAAAAUAUGGCUGCUUUUGACAAUUGUUACAUUUUUGCUGUCAGUGUUUUUGUGAGAUUCUUCACAGAGAUGUUGAAAUCAUAUUCUUUGCCUAGUUAUUCAGUCUUUCUCCAGAAACGGUAGAAACUACUGUAAGCCCUACAUUCCACAUGGUGGCACUAUUUACCCAUAAAAAUGCACAUUUAUUUUGUCUGCUUAGUAUUCAUUUGUGGUUUUAAAGACGAUGAUGCACACCUUUUCUCAAGGACAAGCUGAGCUUGUAUUAUAGCUAAUGUCUGUUGAAUAUUUUGUGCAUAUUCUUAAUUUAGUCAAUUACUCACUGUUCUCUUUAGUGUGCUUGAAUGGUCUACUUAUAUUUAAUGUAUUUACAUAGCAAGGUCUCAUAAGUGGUGGAUUUUGGGGUCGUACAUGAAAAUUCAGAUUGGUAAUAACCUUUAAAAUAUAGCUUGGUGAAGUCUGCACUCCUAGCUAAGCUUAAGCCGGGAACCAUAGAGAGGACAGUUAAUGUAGCACAACUGUUUCUGUCCAUUUUUAAGCUCCAGUCUGAUUGCAGAAUCUAGAAGCUUGUCUGUUGUUGGUUAUUAACGAACAUGUUUGCAAGAAUAAUAAAUUGACAAGGAGUCACCCAGCCGCCAUGAGGGAGGUGACAGCAACUGGA
This is a messenger RNA of Paramormyrops kingsleyae, 3108 nucleotides long. The record is from RefSeq and is a predicted model, not a curated record. NCBI's taxonomy places the organism in Eukaryota, Metazoa, Chordata, Actinopteri, Osteoglossiformes, Mormyridae.